This is a messenger RNA of Botrytis fragariae, 561 nucleotides long. RefSeq lists its product as uncharacterized. The record is from RefSeq and is a predicted model, not a curated record. Bases 1 to 561 code for a protein of 186 amino acids. The transcript has a single exon. NCBI's taxonomy places the organism in Eukaryota, Fungi, Ascomycota, Leotiomycetes, Helotiales, Sclerotiniaceae.
AUGCAGCUCACCAUGGAAGAGAUGUAUUUCAGGUCGGUACUCGAUCAAGUCAAACAGGAAGUAAAUAAUUCUCUCAAAAGCCUGCCAACCUUCAGGGACUCAGUACUUCGUUUAUCCAUUCAGUUACCUGAAAGCCUCGUAUCGGAAGAGAAACUUGGAUACGAGCUACAGGAGGAUAUGAAUGUCUUGAAUGAUUUUAAGAACAAGCUCGCUAUACGGGUGAGACGUCAAGCAAUAUCAAUUAGUAUAGGAGAAUUGGAGGCGAUAGAGUUAGCAGCCCGCAACUUGAGAGAGAAAUGGGAGGAGAAGGAGAGAAUGUUAAAAGCAGAAGAGGUAUUGCUUGAGGAGGCAUUACAAGAGGCAGAGAAGUCAUUCCUCGAGGCUGAAGAGGCAUUAAAAAAGGCUCAAAAAGCGUGGAAUGAUGCGGAGGCGGCAUGGCACGCCGCGGCAUUCGACUUAACAGACUCGAGAAUUCUUGAGUCGGAUGAGGAAAGUCUAUCACUUCAGCAAGAAACAGAAGAAACAGAAGCCGAAAGCCAGCCGGCUAAGUUGAUUAAAUGA